UUCAUUACUCGGCCAUUUUCACCGUUAGGUCCCCGUGCCGCCGGUUUUAUAUUUAUUGUCUUUUAGUACAUAUGUCGCUUCGAGUUUUUUCAGCCUGCACGCCUUGUCCAUAGAUUUUGCCACGCGUCUCCGUCUCAGCCACAUUAUACUUCCCUCCCCCCGCCGCCAUCUUGCGCCGCCCUGACUCUGCUCGAUGGGGUUUUUUGACCAUCUCCAGAAGGGAGGAGCCUUUUCCUUACAGCCGAAGAAGACCCAGAUUCGCAAAGUCGUUCAGACGCGCCCUGCCCCUCCGUCGAGAUCUUCCUCACUCACCCCGGCCACUUCGUCGCGAAUCUCCCCGUCUAAAAAAGCCCGCAGUUCCGAGAGUCGGUCAGCAUCGAGAGACCCCGACCAUCUUACCUCCAAACGACGCCUAGGGACUCCGCGACAAAGCCGGAAGCGCCCAACUCCAGAGCAGCGACUGUCUAGCGAUGAGGAUGAGAGCGACACCGACGCCUCCUUCGAGGUACGCAAACGAGCCCGGACAGGCGAUAGCGCGGAGCCAGACCUCGAGAGGCGCGUGCGCUCAUUAAAGGCUUUUUCCGAGGACCACGUCAAACCGCUACCUAUGGUCCACGCAGCGGAUAUCACCUCGAUCCAGAAAGCGGGGAAUUUCAAACCUGCAUUUGGCGAGAAGGUUCAGUCUACGGAGAUCGCACUGCAAUAUCCCAGUGCUUCUCCUAAAGAACGAUUUAACCUCGUGGUACCUCGCGACAACGAUGACUUCAAGCCCAUCGACGAUAUAUUCUCGGUUGUCGAUACCGUGUCUCAGACCCACAUCCCCGAAGAUGAAGCCGACCAGUUCAACAAUGAGUCGACGGGUAUCAAGCGGAGGUUGCGACGGGCGCUGGCACAGGGUUCCGAAAAGGACUUUCGUCAAGUCGUGGCGGAUUAUAACAACGCGAUAGACCGGCUGAGGCGCAGUGGGAGCAUCGCGAAAAAGUUGGAUUCGACCCAUCGGUUGAAUUUGCCUCUCGUGGAGCGGAUACUCACCCAGAUAUAUUCGCGCACUGUUUCACCCCGAGUCGAGUCCCUGCGUCAGUAUGAGAACGGAACUGACAACGUCUACGGCGAACUGCUCCCUCGGUUUAUCAGCACGAUUUUCAAGGAAACGGGUCUAAAGUCUGGCCAGGUCUUUGUCGAUCUGGGAUCCGGCGUCGGCAACGUCGUCCUGCAGGCGGCUUUGGAAAUCGGCUGCGAAAGCUGGGGCUGCGAAAUGAUGCAGAAUGCGUGCGAGCUCGCCAACCUUCAGCAGGCCGAGUUCAAGGCCCGAUGCAGACUAUGGGGGAUUGCCCCCGGCAAAACGCACCUGGUGUCCGGCGACUUCUUGCGAGAACAGAGUAUCAUCGACGUCCUGAAGCGGGCGGACGUGAUUCUGAUCAACAAUCAAGCCUUUACGCCACAACUCAAUAACGAGCUCAUCAACCACUUCUUAGAUAUGAAAGAGGGAUGUCAGAUUGUGUCGCUCAAGUCAUUCGUGCCGGCCGGUCAUAAGAUCCAGUCCCGGAACCUGAAUUCCCCCAUCAACCUCCUGAAAGUCAAACAGAGGAACUAUUGGUCCAACAGCGUGAGUUGGACGGAUGUUGGUGGAACCUAUUUCAUCGCGACCAAAGAUAGCUCCAGACUGAAGGCUUUUGUGGAAGACCUAGGGUGA
Molecule: messenger RNA, 1693 nt
Organism: Aspergillus steynii IBT 23096
Lineage: Eukaryota; Fungi; Ascomycota; Eurotiomycetes; Eurotiales; Aspergillaceae
Gene: dot1
Product: histone methyltransferase DOT1
Exons: 2
Coding region: 194-1693 (499 amino acids)
Biological process (GO): DNA damage checkpoint signaling; DNA repair; regulation of transcription regulatory region DNA binding
Cellular component (GO): nucleus; nucleosome
Molecular function (GO): histone H3K79 methyltransferase activity; histone binding
Source: RefSeq, a predicted model, not a curated record